Brenthis ino (lesser marbled fritillary) is the source of this 501-nucleotide messenger RNA. The record is from the annotation of a GenBank genome assembly. NCBI's taxonomy places the organism in Eukaryota, Metazoa, Arthropoda, Insecta, Lepidoptera, Nymphalidae.
AUGUUGAGACCAUUGUUCCAUAUAUCAGUGGUGGCCAUAAAUUCCUUCGUUCUGUGCUAUGAUCAAUUAUACAUAGAUCUACCCAUGCCUAAUAAGGCUAUGGAAAAGCUGCCUUUAAGGUCAAGGAGCAUGUUUUUAACUAUUUGGUGUUUAAUACUCCAAACAGUAUACCACUUCAUCGCGUUUUUGAACGACAUCGCAGGCUCGAACGCGCCUUCAUCCAAGAGGCCUCCUAUAAUCCGACGAAUUAAAGACGUCUUAUUCACUCUAUCAUUUUGCGUAGCAAUCUACGUAUCUUUUGCAUUUUGGAGCAUAUACGCCAUAGAUAAAGAACUUAUAUUUCCAGACCACAUCUCUAAGUUAUAUCACCCAACACCUGCGUACGUACCUGGUUAUGUAGGACUCACCCAGAAAAGCCAGUACUACCCACUAAAACCCAAUCGCCCCGAUGCGCCCACGCCGGCUGGAUUGCCGAACGCUAAUAAGCCCCACACCACAAGG